Molecule: messenger RNA, 2040 nt
Organism: Tachysurus fulvidraco (yellow catfish)
Lineage: Eukaryota; Metazoa; Chordata; Actinopteri; Siluriformes; Bagridae
Gene: vsir
Product: V-set immunoregulatory receptor
Exons: 7
Coding region: 195-1061 (288 amino acids)
Biological process (GO): regulation of immune response; negative regulation of CD4-positive, alpha-beta T cell proliferation; positive regulation of regulatory T cell differentiation
Cellular component (GO): plasma membrane
Source: RefSeq, a predicted model, not a curated record
CCAGUGUGUACAUUCAGCAGCUGUGCGCUCCUCGGACGCGCUGUGCCAAAAAAAAAAAAAAGCGCAACGUUUAACUUAAGAAGUUUUACCCGACAGAAACCCGACGGUUUUGUGUAUUGCUUAAUUAUCAAAAGGAGAAGUAGCGGCAUUUAAGAAGUUAAAGGAAACCUACAAGGAGUGGAUUUACAGUAGAGAUGGUGUUGUUUUCGGCUGUGUGGCUUUGCAUUCACCUCUUCAUGGCUGUGGAAGGGAACACUGAAUAUCACCCCCACCCACUCAGUGUCUCGGUGCCACAUGCCUCCUACAUUUGCCCGGAAGGUGCCAACGUCACGCUGGUGUGUGAACAGUCUGGCGCUCUGGAUCACCAGAAAGAUCGAAUGCAUCGCGCCUGGCUCUUCACACAACACAUGGACCAGCGGUGUCACAAAAGUCUGCAUGUGAAAGACAGCAGCUCUGUGGUGUACAGUGCCCACGCCAGGUCUUUCAGCAUCACACUGCUGGGUGUGACUCAUGCCAACCAGGGACGCUACUGCUGCAUGGCACUGGACAUCCUGCAGGAAGGCAAGGACAAGCCACACGUGCAGCAGGAGGCACACAGCCACAUGAUGCUCACCAUCACGCCACGUCGCAACGACAGUCUGAAUUGCACGCUGCUGCCAGGGACACCUCCUCCACAAAGUUUAUCAAGUAUGGCUUUAGUAACCAAAGAAUCACUGGCUGCAGGUGCUGCUGUAGCUGUCGUCUUUGUGUCUCUUAUGUGUCUGCCUGUUUUGCUGGUCCUGGUAUACCGCCAAAGACAAAGAACUCGGAGCAACCGACGUGCACAUGAGCUGGUUCGCAUGGACAGUGAGGCUCAAGGCCAUGAAAACCCUGUGUACAUGUCAGGUCCCCUGAAGACUUCGUCUCGCACUUUGGUUCAGAUUCUGACGCGCCAGACAUCCGAUUCUGGGCGUCACCUUCUGUCCGACCCUGGAACCCCCUAUAGCCCAAACCCACAGGGAGACGUGUUUUUCCCUGCACAUGAGCCCAUCCCGGAGGUACCAGACAUCCAGCCGUUGUAGGAUAGAGAGACGCUAUCAUUCCCAGAUCCCAGAAAUGUCCUGUACUUUUCUUCCUGCAUGUCUUCUAUUCCUCCCUCCAUCCUCCAUGCUUUCUCAAAGACUGGGACAACAAGUGAACAACCCUCCACCUUCUCCUUCUACACAUACACUUUCCACCUGUACCAACAGCCAGGGGCCAAGAGGAGUUCAUUUCACUUUGUUGUGGUGAAUGCUUUUUCACAGACAGACUGACAGACAGAUCUCACAGGAAUGUUCCAUGCCCGAGAGGAAAGCGGGUCAGUUUCAGUAGGAGGUGUUGCUCCUCUUACUGAUAAGCAGAAGCACUGAGAGAACACACACUCUCACACGUCCAUUUUUUUUUACAUUUCAUCUCAUCUCCAUCCCGUCGGCCUGAGUGAGUGAUGCUUUUUGUUUAGCACGUGUGUAUGUCAGUGUGUCAGAGAUCAUCAGCUCCUAAUGGGUAUCUUUAAUUUUUUUACGCUGGUAAUAAACAAGCUAUUACGACUGCCAAAGAAAACUCAAGAUGGUCACUUAGCUUUAAUGUACUGAAUAAAUAUUUUUGGGUUGAUGUGAGUUUUUUUAUAUGUAUAUAUAAUAUAUUAUGUAGUGUGAGUAUGAAAGAGAGAGAGAGAGAGAGAGAGAGAGAGAGAGACAGAGAGACAGAGAAAGGGAGAGAGACAAACAGAGAGAGCGAGAGAGAGACAGAAAGACAGAGAGAGAGAGAGAGACACACACACACACACACAAACAGACAGACAGGCAGACAAACACUUACAGAUGGAUCUGAACCAAACUUAAACAAUAAGUGGUUACUGAGAUAUCGUGUGUCUGGUUGGAUAGAUUAUAAAUAUAUGUGUGUGUGUGUGUGUGUGUGUGUUUGUGUGUGAGUGUGGCCAUUAUGUUUUAUAAUGCGAUACAACUGCUGUAAAAAGUGCUGUGUUUGUGUAUUUUGUACAAUAAAACUUAAAAUAAAAAGAAA